Trichoplax adhaerens is the source of this 1119-nucleotide messenger RNA. RefSeq lists its product as uncharacterized. Gene Ontology annotation, molecular function: protein kinase C binding; phospholipid binding; protein domain specific binding. The record is from RefSeq and is a predicted model, not a curated record. Gene Ontology annotation, cellular component: trans-Golgi network membrane. Gene Ontology annotation, biological process: intracellular protein transport; positive regulation of receptor internalization; regulation of Arp2/3 complex-mediated actin nucleation. The transcript is spliced from 13 exons. Lineage: Eukaryota; Metazoa; Placozoa; Uniplacotomia; Trichoplacea; Trichoplacidae. Bases 1 to 1119 code for a protein of 372 amino acids.
AUGGCGGAUGAUGGUAACAGAAAUGUCGGCAUUCCUGGCAGUGUCAAAUUAACCAAGGAUGCCAAAAAUUUAAUUGGUAUCAGUAUUGGAGGUGGUGCGCCGUUAUGCCCUUGCUUAUACGUUGUACAAGUCUUUGAUAAUACACCUGCUGCUAAAGAUGCCACAUUAAGUGCCGGCGAUGAAAUUGUCGGAGUCAACAACAUCUCGGUCAAAGGCAAAACUAAAGUAGAAGUAGCUAAAAAUAUUCAAGCAAUCAAGGGUGAAGUAACCAUAAAUUAUGUUAAACUACAAGGCGAUCCAAAGCAAGGAAAAACACUAGACAUAGUCUUGAAAAAAGUCAAACAUCGCAUUGUAGAAAAUAUGAGUUCUUCCACUGCUGACUCUCUUGGCUUGAGCAGAGCUAUCUUAUGCAAUGACACCCUUGUCAAGCGUUUGGAAGAAUUACAACAAAAUUCUAGUAUUUAUUUAGGCUUGAUCGAGAGAGCUAGAGCAAUGAUGAAAAGUACAGCUAAGUUAAUUGCUGCUCAUAAAGCAUUUGGCGAAGCUUUUGCUGCAAUCGGUGUAAAAGAACCACAAGCAAAUGCGAGCUUGGCUUUCUCAAGAUUUGGAGAAGCUCAUCGUAAUCUAGAGAGAUUUGGAACGCAGCUGCUUCGAAACAUUGCACCGAUCGUGACUGACCUGAUGACCUACUUGAGUAAGGCAAUUCCGGAUACUCGGUUGACGAUUAAGAAAUACGCCGAUGUUAAAUUUGAAUAUCUGGCUUAUUGCUUAAAAGUCAAGGAAAUGGAUGAUGAAGAAUAUGGUUACGCGGCGAUGCAUGAGUCUUUAUACCGAGUUGAAACGGGCAAUUACGAAUACAGGCUGGUACUAAGAUGCCGACAUGACGCUAGAGUACGGUUUGCGAAACUUAGGCAAGACGUCAUGGUCAAAUUGGAAUUGCUUGACCAUAAGCAUGUUCAAGAUUUAUGCACACAAUUACGCCGUCUAAUAGGCAGUUUAACAGAGUACCAUCAAGAUUGCAUAAAAGAAAUGGAAGAAACAGAUAUCUUUCCAAUUGAAAUCGAUUUAAAUAGAGCUUUACAGAAAACUGCUCCGACUACAGAAGUUGAGGCUCAAUAG